This is a messenger RNA of Impatiens glandulifera, 1154 nucleotides long. Its product is annotated as dnaJ homolog subfamily B member 4. The coding region runs from base 223 to 1152 and encodes 309 amino acids. Lineage: Eukaryota; Viridiplantae; Streptophyta; Magnoliopsida; Ericales; Balsaminaceae. Gene Ontology annotation, molecular function: protein-folding chaperone binding. The transcript has 3 exons. Gene Ontology annotation, cellular component: cytosol. The record is from RefSeq and is a predicted model, not a curated record.
ACCUCCUUUCUCUCUCCUCUUCCAAAAGGAAUGAAAUUGAUGAUUCAAGGUCACGCGAUCCGAUUCGAGAAGAUGAAUUAUAUUCAAAGAUAGUAGAAACGUGUUUGAAGAUUUGGAUUUCCGUAUAGAUAGAUAGCAUAACGCAGAGAAAUCGGCAAUUUUGAUGGUUUGAAUCUAACAUUAGGGCUUUAAUCAGAUAACACACGCAAAAAGAGAGAAAAGAUGGGGGUGGAUUACUAUGAGAUACUGGAUAUGGAUAGAAACGCGACAGAUGAAGACGUGAAGAAAUCUUAUAGAAAGCUGGCUAUGAGAUGGCAUCCUGAUAAGAACCCUACAAACAAGAAGGAAGCUGAGGCAAAAUUUAAAGAAAUUUCAGAGGCUUAUGAAGUUUUGAGUGAUCCAGGCAAAAGGCAAAUUUAUGAUCAACAUGGGGAAGAGGGGUUGAAAAACAGACCACAUACAGGUUCUAGUAAUGGUGGAGGAUUCCCAAAUGUUUUCAAUCCUCGGAAUGCAGAAGAUAUUUUUGCAGAGUUCUUUGGGGGUAGCCCUUUUGAAUUUGGAAGAUCCAUGAGGUUUUCUUCAGAUGGUACAGGUGCUAGUGGACCAAAGAAACCUCCCCCAGUUGAGAGCAAAUUGCCUUGUACACUUGAGGAACUCUACAAUGGUUCCACUCGGAAAAUGAAGAUAUCGAGAACUGUCGUCGAUUCUAAUAGCCGAUUGCUAUCAGAAUCGGAGAUUUUGACAAUUGAGGUAAAACCGGGAUGGAAGAAAGGAACAAAGAUAACUUUCCCAGACAAGGGGAAUGAACAGUUGAAUCAACUACCAGCAGACCUAGUGUUUGUAAUAGAUGAGAAGGAUCACAAUAUUUUCAAGAGAGACGGAAAUGACCUAACCAUGAGCCGCAAGGUGAAGCUGGCCGAGGCACUGGGAGGCACAUUUGUCAAUCUCACCACACUUGAUGGGAGGGAGUUGUCCAUUCGGGUGCCCGAGAUUGUUUCACCUGGAUAUGAAAAGGUGGUUUCUAAAGAAGGAAUGCCCAUAGCAAGGGAACCUGGGAACAAAGGUGAUUUAAGGAUCAAAUUUGAGGUUAAGUUUCCCAGAAAGCUAACCCAGGAUCAAAAAACAGCUCUCAGACAAGCUUUAACUGGAUGAUC